Acinonyx jubatus (cheetah) is the source of this 3112-nucleotide messenger RNA. RefSeq names its product ADAM metallopeptidase domain 29 (gene ADAM29). NCBI's taxonomy places the organism in Eukaryota, Metazoa, Chordata, Mammalia, Carnivora, Felidae. Gene Ontology annotation, biological process: male gonad development; proteolysis. Bases 378 to 3083 code for a protein of 901 amino acids. Gene Ontology annotation, cellular component: sperm head plasma membrane; external side of plasma membrane; plasma membrane. The record is from RefSeq and is a predicted model, not a curated record. The transcript is spliced from 4 exons. Gene Ontology annotation, molecular function: metalloendopeptidase activity.
UCUUUCCUCCUUUGUGACAUCACAUCCACUAACUAAACAGGGUGGUGUAGGGGAUUUACUGUAAAACAGAUGCUCUCCUGAUGGCCUACUCCUGAACAUUCCUGAGGACUCUCAUAAUCAGAGUGCUGCAACCCUCCUCAGCUCCCCUCCCACCACUUCCCUAAGAUAUCUCUGAGAUCCUAUCUUGAAACACUUUCGAGAAAAGAAGUUAUGAAGAUAAUCAUGAGGACCUUGAUUUGGUAGAAGUGAAUGGGUGAUACUGUAAUGGUUCAACUCUGCCAGAACACAGAUCCCAAAUGAUUAGCCCUUCAUAUUGACCAGCUCAGGAUAAGAAGCCAGAGCAUCUGGACCAAUAUUUCCAUAAUGGUGGCUUCAUAAUGACUGUGAUUAAAGGUCUGCUAUACAUGAGGAUCAUAUUUCUGCUACACUGGUUUGGGGUGUGUCUGUUCUUUUGUGGACACACCCAGGCUGAGCACCCCCAGUAUAAUAGUCCUCCAGAAGUGGUGAUUCCUUUGAGGAUACCUGGCACUGGCAGAGGCAUGAAGCCUUCAGGCUGGCUCUCUUACAGCCUACAUUUUGGGGGCAAAAGACACAUUGUCCAUAUAAAGGUCAAGAAGCAUUUGCUGUCCAGACACCUCCCAGUGUUCACCUAUACAGACCAGGGUGCUCUCCUUGAGGACCAACCUUUUGUUCAGAAUGACUGCUACUAUCAUGGUUAUGUGGAGGGAGACCCAGAAUCCCUGGUCGCCCUCAGUUACUGUUUUGGUGGUUUUCGAGGAUUGUUACAGAUAAAUGACAUUGCUUAUGAAAUUGAGCCCAUGACUUUUUCUACUAACUUUGAACAUCUGGUAUAUAAAAUGGAGAGUGAGGAAGCCCAAUUCCCAAUCAUGAACUCUGACUUUAUGCGAGAGAAAAUUGUACCCCAAUGGGAGUCUCAAGAGAUUAAUAAUUCCACUCAGAAACAAAGUUCUUAUAUGGGCUGGUGGCUCCAUAUGUUUGUUAUUGAAAUAGCAGUGGUGGUGGACCAUAGUUUAUAUCUUCAUAUAAAAAAGAACAUUUCAAAAUUUAAUGAAGACCUAUAUACUAUUGUAAAUAUAGUGGAUUCCAUUUAUGACGUCUUGGGUCUUAAAUUGUUAUUGUUUGGUUUGGAGUUCUGGACUGAAAAAAACUACAUUGAAGUAAAUGAUAUAAGGAGAUCUCUGAGAUAUUUUUGCCUUUGGAAAAAGGAAAACCUUGAUAUCCGCCUACCACAUGAUACUAUACAUCUUUUUAUAAAUAAGACAGUACGAGGAAUGAGUGGUUUAGGCUACGUUCAAGGACUGUGUCAAUCACACAUUAAUUGUGCAAUUGUUACUAAUGUAGAAAAAACCUUGGGCACUGUUGCAAUUGCAAUGGCUCAUCAUAUUGGUCAUAAUUUGGGUAUGAUUCACGAUACUGACUUUUGUACAUGUGCAGUGCCUAAAUGCAUAAUGCAUUUUUCAAACCCACCAAUAACUAAAUUUAGCAAUUGUAGUUAUUCUUAUUUUUGGAGAUAUUCUAUACACCAGGUAAAAUGUUUGUUCUACACUAUACACACAAAGGACAUAUUUUCACAGACACGUUGUGGGAAUGGUAUUGUUGAAGAUGAAGAGGAGUGUGACUGUGGACCUUUACAGAGUUGUGCAAAAGAUGCCUGCUGUCUGUCAAACUGCACUUUGAGCUUUGGGUCUACAUGUGCUUUUGGGCUUUGUUGCAAGGACUGCCAGUUAUUACCAUCAGGAAAAAUAUGUAGAAAGCAGGUCAAUGAAUGUGAUCUUCCAGAGUGGUGCGAUGGCAUAUCCCACAUGUGCCCAGAUGAUGUCUAUGUGGAGGAUGGAAUUCCUUGUAAUGAAAGUGCCUAUUGCUAUGAGAAGAACUGUAAUGACCGCAAUGAACAGUGUAAGCAGCUUUUUGGCCAAGAGGCAACGAGUGCAAGUCAGAGUUGCUACAAAAAAAUAAACACUCUUGGUGAUCGUUUUGGUAACUGUGGUCUCAAAAAUGCUGCAUAUAUAAAAUGUAAUAUCUCAGACAGCCUGUGUGGCAGAGUUCAGUGUAAGAAUGUGACAGAAAUUCCCACUCUGCACGAACAUUAUACUGUGCAUCAAUUUCACUCCAAUGACGGCAUCUGCUGGGGUAUUGACUACCACUCUGGGAUGCCCAUACCUGAUAUUGGUGAAGUGAAAGAUGGCACAGAGUGUGGCCCAGAACAUCUCUGCAUUGACAGGCAGUGUGUCCAUAUAUCUCGCUUGGAUAGUAGUUGUUCACCUAAGUUCUGUAACUUGAGGGGAAUUUGCAACAAUAAACAUCACUGCCAUUGCAACUAUUUGUGGGAUCCACCCAACUGCCUAGAACGGGGCAAUGGAGGUAGUGUUGAUAGUGGACCACCCCCGAAGAGAGAAAAAAUAAAGAGGGGUUACUUGUUAGCAUUCUCACUUCUUUGGUUGCUUCUCUUAUUAUGUUGUCUUAUUUGUCUUUGCAUGAAGAAAAAAUCAAAGGAAAAGGAAGCUGAAAGUGCAAAACAAACACAAACGUUUCCUUUAAAACAAGUGCAAAAGGUUCCUUCAAAACAGAUGCUAAAUGUUCCUACUCAACCUGAAAAACCAGCACAAAAUGUUCCUCCAAAACCAGAGAGUAAGGCUCCUUCAAGACAAGAGAGUAAGGCUCCUUCAAGACAAGAGAGUAAGGCUCCUUCAAGACAAGAGAGUAAGGCUCCUUCAAGACAAGAGAGUAAGCCUCCUUCAAGACAAGAGAGUAGGCCCCCUUCAAGACAAGAGAGUAGGGCUCCUUCAAGACAAGAGAGUAGGGCUCCUUCAAGACAAGAGAGUAGGGCUCCUUCAAGACAAGAGAGUAGGGCUCCUUCAAGACAAGAGAGUAAGGCUACUUUAAGACAAGAGAGUAGGGCUCCUUCAAGACAAGUGAGUAAGGUUUCGACUCAAUCUGCAAAACAACAAAAAGCUCAACCCUCAAAACCACCACAAAAACUUCAGAGUCAAGCUAGCCUAUCGCUUCAACAGGGUAAAGGUGGGAAACAAAGGCCAUCACUAGUAAAAAAUGUACCCAAAUAAGUAUGCAUUAAACAAGGUUCUUCCUGGAA